Messenger RNA from Cuscuta europaea, 2112 nucleotides. Lineage: Eukaryota; Viridiplantae; Streptophyta; Magnoliopsida; Solanales; Convolvulaceae. The record is from the annotation of a GenBank genome assembly.
UGCAGCACCAUUACAUUCCCUGCAGCACCAUGUAAUGAUGUAAUCCACCUGUCUACGGGACAAGCGCAAUAUCAUCGUUUAUGGUUCGAACAGAGUACAACUGCUAUUUUUACUUACAUUUCUUUCUAAAACUUUCUGCUCUUGGAAAGAAAAAAAAGCUUUAUUUGCAAAUCCAUUAUUACUUUCACAUGCAAGAUCCGUUCAAUUCAAAGUCGAUGAUGAACCAGCCGCUGUCGUUCUCAUCCGCAUUGAAGCCGUCGCACCACCGGAGAGCUCACUCUGAGGUGAACUUCCGGUUGCCAGAGGAUCUGGAUCUGGCUUCGGACCCGUUUGAUGGGGCUCCAGCCGGGAGCUUUGAGGAGAUGGGAUCCGAGGAGGAUUUCUUCUCCACCUACAUGGACAUGGAAAAGCUAGGCGGCGGAUCCAGCGCCGCUGAUGCCUCCCCAUCUCCGGGACCUACUGACGGUAAGGGCAAUGGGGAGAAGACCUUCGAGCGGCCUCGGCAUCGAUAUAGCAACUCCGUGGAUAGCUCGAGCUUGAUGCUUAGCGAGAGUACAAUUGAAGCUAAAAAAGCUAUGGCCCCUGAUAAAUUGGCUGAACUCUGGACUGUUGAUCCCAAACGAGCUAAAAGGAUUCUGGCAAAUAGACAAUCAGCUGCCCGGUCAAAAGAGAGGAAGGCACGUUAUAUAUCUGAACUCGAGAGAAAAGUGCAGACCCUUCAGACAGAAGCGACCACACUUUCUGCACAGCUUACUCUGUUCCAGAGGGAUACUACAGGGCUUAGUAAUGAAAAUACGGAGCUUAAACUUCGUUUGCAAGCCAUGGAACAGCAAGCUCAAUUACGUGAUGCUCUGAAUGAAGCGCUAAAGAACGAAGUUGAAAGACUCAGAAUAGCUACAGGAGAAAUAUCAGCCUCUCCUUCUGAUGCUUACACCUUGGGAAUGCAGCAAAACAUUCCUUAUAAUAACCAAUCUGCUUUUUUCUCACACCAGCUCAGCUCAAGUGACUCCCAAAACAUACAUAUCCCACAAUUUCACCCCCUCCAGCCAAACACAUCUACCCUACACAAUCACCACAUGCUCUCUUCUGCAUCAUUACAGGCGCUCACAGACGCACUUCAGCAGCAAGAUCCUCUUGGGCGUUUUCAGGGUCUUGAUAUAAGCAGCAGCAGAGGGUCACAUCUUGUGAAGAGCGAAGCCCCUUCCAUAUCAGCCGGUGAAAGCAGCUGUUCUUGAAAUAUAGUCCUAUUUUGUCAAAAAUGUUAAUAGACUGACACCAUUUUUAACAUACUUGAAUAUCAUUAUUCUUCAAUUUUUUCCCCUCCAUUCAACUUGAGUCCUAGGUUCUGUUAUGUUCAGCUCAAAAGUGUCUGGAUAUUCUUUGAUGUGUUGCCUAUGGGAGGUGAGGUCAUCUCCAAUAGGCAACACAUUCAACUGUCCUAGGUUUUAUUAUCUGCAGCUCAAAAGUCUGGCUAUUCUUUGAUGUGUUGCCUAUGUGAGGUGAGGACUCUUGUGAAAGACAAUCUAUUCCAUUGUCUUACAUAUGGAUUUUGACUUGUGAUAGUGUAUUAUUUUGGUUUUAUUUCAUUAUUGAAAAAGGACUCAUUUCAACGUUGAGACUGAGGGUAUUACCUACAGGCUACGGGUGAACACCAUUCUGAUCAGGAACCGGAGUGGUGAUAUAUAAGGUUCUACUACGUAUUUCGGAACAGGAACAGGGACUGCCUUUACAAAGACAGUGCAUAUACUGAAUGUUGUCCUAAGAGCCAGGCACAUGAAUGUGUUAUUUAAGGUUUCAAUCAAAUAGAGCUGAAAAUGAUGGUUUCCGAAGAUUUAGAACUGGAAUUGGUCGAAACCAUAUUGCUCAUUGUCUUACUUGUCCUUACCAUGAACACACCCCUCCAUGCUCAAGGCUAUGUUUCAAUUGCUGAAAAUAGUAGGGAAAUAAAAGAAAUUUUCAAAGUGGUAUCCUAAUGUUUGUAUUUACGGUGGAGAAUGCAGAGGAUAUUGUAAUAUGAAAAAAUGUACUUACGUUGUUAUGAGUGAAUAAAAAUGUAUUGUGACAAAUAUUAAAUAAAAUUAUUGAGUUUGAACUGAUAGUUUACUAUCCUAA